AUGGCUGACCAAAACCUGGCCUUUCUCUCUCUUAUUCUUCUCUGCCCUCUCUCUCUUCUCCUCUUCCUCUACUUCAUCGUCAAACCCCGACCGGUCAAGAUACAAAUCAAGAACCGCCACGUGUUCAUCACCGGCGGAUCCAGCGGCAUCGGCCUUGCUUUGGCCCACGAGGCCGCACUUGAAGGCGCAAAAGUCUCAAUCCUCGCGCGGAACAUGGAGAAACUGAAUGAAGCGAAGCAGUCGAUCAAGUUGUCCACCGGUCGUGAUGUCGCCGUUUUCAGCGCCGAUGUGAGAGACUUCGAUUCUCUCAAGAAAUCUAUUGAGGAGGCUGGACCGAUCGAUGUGUUGGUGUGCAAUCAGGGAGUGUUUGUACCGAGGGAAUUGGAGGGACAGGAGUUGGAGGAAGUUAAGUUCAUGUUGGAUGUGAAUUUGAUGGGGACUUUUCAUCUGAUCAAGGCGGCGUUGCCUGGAAUGAAGAAUCGGACGGAUCGUGCACCUGCUUCGAUCGCUAUCAUGUCGUCUCAGGCCGGUCAGGUGGGAAUUUAUGGUUACACUGCUUAUUCAGCUAGUAAGUUUGGGCUGAGGGGAAUGGCGGAAGCAUUGCAACAGGAGGUUAUUGCUGACAACAUUCAUGUCUCGCUUAUAUUUCCCCCAGAUACUGAAACCCCUGGCUUGGCAGAAGGUUUGGACUCUGAUUUUCAUCUUGCCUUAGAGCGGACUGUAUAA
Molecule: messenger RNA, 726 nt
Organism: Ilex paraguariensis (yerba mate)
Lineage: Eukaryota; Viridiplantae; Streptophyta; Magnoliopsida; Aquifoliales; Aquifoliaceae
Source: the annotation of a GenBank genome assembly